UGUUGUCAAAACUCAAACGCGCUUUUGAUGAAUCUUUGCAAUCUCAUUUGUUGUGUUUGUGGGAAGUAACUGGUGACUGAUGCUGUUGUAGGAGACAUGACACGUAUUACUGCACAGAAGUUCUGCCCGUUUGGAUGUUUAGAAACUGUGGGUACGCUUCCUAUAUCCAUGCAAGACAGAAGUGAACGCAAGUGAUACCCGAGGAGGUGUCCCGUACUACAAACGCUUUAUGCCUCACAGAGAAAUCAUGAAAGAGCUGGUCACGGGCAACUGCACAGAAACAACAAUGUCUGUGACCAUUCCCGUCCACAUUAAAGAAGAGCCACAAGGUACCAGCUAUUCUGCAUUGCCUGGAAACUGUGAUACAACUGAAGACAGAUCUACAGGAAGAGAUAUAAGUGGACCUGCAGCCGUGAAGGAAGAUCCCUAUGGCAUCAGCUGUUCCGUUUCAGCUGCAAACUUGACAGGGACUCGCAAAGAUACACCAGUGGUUGUAUUUGACUCUGUCGGUGUGAAAGAAGAACCGUGGGACACUGCAAACCAUAUGAACACCGGGCAGUUCGUCAUAGGCUACUGUACAAAUGCAACAGGGACUAUAAGCCAUCCCGUUUGCAUCAAUGCAGAACCUCAAGGGACGAGCUUCGUUAUGUUACCAGGAAAUAAUGGGGCCACUGGGCAACUGACCUUUGCCGGCUGUUCAGAUCCAUCCGGAACUACAAGUCAUCCGCUCUGUAUCAGUAGAGGCCCUCAAGCAACCGGCUUUGUUAUGUUGCCAGGAAACCGCAGCAACACUGAGCAACUGAACCUUGGCAACUGUUCGGACGCAACAGGGACUAUAAGCCAUCCCGUCUGUAUCAGUGGAGCACCUCAGGGAACCAGUUUAGUUAUGCUACCAGGAAACCAUGGCAACACUGACCAAGUGACCACAGGUGAUGGUUCAGAUGCAACGGGGACUGUAAGUCGUCCUGUCAGCAUCAAUGGAGCGCCUCAAGGGACCAGCUCAGUUACGUUACCCGGAAACCAUGGAAACACUGAGCAACUGAGCCUAGGCGACUGUUCAGAUACAGCAAUGAACAAACAGAGACUCUACCUGCUCCAGUUGUUGGAAGAGUCUCCCGAGCUGUCGAACAACCGCGUCAGGCGGCCCGGUGAGACGAAGCUGCAGAGGAACCAGAAAUGGGGAGAGAUAGCGAAAAAGGUGAACGCCAUGGGCCCCGUGUAUAGGACGGCUACUGCUUGGAUGCAGUUGUGGAAGGACUGGAGGUAUCGCGUGCGGAGCCGCGCUCGAGGUGUGGUGCAGAAGUUGAGUGGCUGCAGCAGCAGCUCUGUGCCUGCGGACGGUGGCGACGCCAGUGGAGACAGAUGGCCGCAGGACAUCGUCUUCGAUGCAGCGUCUCACAUGAACGUGAUUGACUGCCGUGUCAUGGCCCUGAUCAGAAGGGAGGCCAUGCUGGAUGCUACGGGUACUUUUGAAGUGCUGCCUGGAAGCUCUGUUUUGGAUACAGCUGAUACACCAGAGGCAGCCCUUCAGUCAGCCCCUGAGUCAGCCUCUCAGUCAACUCCUCAGUCAGCUGCAGCAUCGCCCGCAACAGAAAGCUUGGCCGAGGGAGAACCCCAUUCGCCACAGCCAGAUACGGUCCCAUCAACCCAACCUGCAACUGAUAAGGUGGAAGAUGUCUCCCGUCCAGAGCUGAUGCCGACCGAAACCGAGGUGGGCCCCGUACGGAAUCCCAGGGAGCGCCGUAGGAGGAGGAGAAGAGUGCCACCGUCAAUUGCCAACCAAGUGCUGUCUAAUCAGGAGCAGCUCGUGAUGGAAGUACAGCUCCUCCGAAAGAGUAUAGCUCCAAUGGCAGAAUAUUUUAAACUCCUGCUUCAGAGAGAGAGGGCCAGGGACGCCAAGAAAUAAGGUACUCAAACAGUUGACGCUGCUGAAACAUCUUUCUGGACUGUACUACCUACACUGGGCUUUUCAGAAGAGAGUCGAGUUUAGACAGGUUGUAUUCAAACAAGUGAGGCUAGAAAUUGCUGUCACAUCAAAUAUUUUGCACAUGUGAGACGUUUUUGCAACGAGACAAGACACAGAGGAUUGAAAUAAAGAAAAAACAAACUGAAAACAUUGUUUGUGACUUCUGUUUGAGCAGUGUGACAUGUAGUUGAUGACAGCAAGUUUGAAGUUGUGAAGUGCAGGAGCAUGUACUGUCAGAAAACCUAUUCUCCUCAAUAAAAGAUGUAUAGUGUA
Messenger RNA from Ornithodoros turicata, 2239 nucleotides. RefSeq lists its product as uncharacterized. The transcript has 13 exons. Lineage: Eukaryota; Metazoa; Arthropoda; Arachnida; Ixodida; Argasidae. The coding region runs from base 230 to 1906 and encodes 558 amino acids. The record is from RefSeq and is a predicted model, not a curated record.